This is a messenger RNA of Penicillium paradoxum, 1803 nucleotides long. Its product is annotated as putative C6 transcription factor. The coding region runs from base 1 to 1803 and encodes 600 amino acids. Gene Ontology annotation, cellular component: nucleus. Gene Ontology annotation, biological process: DNA-templated transcription. NCBI's taxonomy places the organism in Eukaryota, Fungi, Ascomycota, Eurotiomycetes, Eurotiales, Aspergillaceae. The record is from RefSeq and is a predicted model, not a curated record. Gene Ontology annotation, molecular function: zinc ion binding; DNA binding. The transcript is spliced from 4 exons.
AUGUGGAGAAACAGUGCUUCCAGCCCGGGCUCACUGGGGAAUGGGCGUGUCUUCAUGCCGCUGGAGCCAGCUUCUGCUCUUCCUGGCUAUUUGGGCUCGACAAGCUACUCUGCGGUCUUAACUGAGCAUCGCAAUGAGAUUCCCUUCGAGCCAGAAGAGAGCACAGAGUCUUCCGCGGGGUUGGUAGUGGAACCCGAUCGACUUCGAUCCGGGGUUGAUGUACUGCGGUUUCUGUACGACCUCACCGCGCGCGAUACACUGAUUGCCAAAUGCUAUGCUCGAGCAUGCAAUACAGUCGUGCCAAAAAUGGUAAUGGACAGAAUCUUGCUUUCGGUGCACCACAUCUUCAAUAGUUUCUCCGAAGACCCGACAGCACAGCUACUGGAGCUGGCGAACCAAAUUUCCCAAAAUACUUCCCGACCAAUGCGUACACACAAGACCAUGUCGGUCGAAGAGUACUGUUCCUCUUUUACCGGUCGCAAUCUUCGCUGGGAACCCAUCGGGUUUAUUCUGACACUCUGCGGGAUGCAGCUGAUUAUUACACCAGACAAUGAUCCUGACAUUACUCAGGGAUCGGAUGACCCCAAGGCAAAAGACCGGAUGUUGGAGCAGAUAACUGUGAUAAGUACAGUAUGCCUUGGUCUUUGUGACCAGGCAUCGUCGGCAAACGAGCUACUGGCUAUUUUACAAUUUAAUGAUGCUAUGCUUCGUACACAACAAUACGGUGAUUCCAGCUAUCAAGCAUGGCGUCGAUUAGGUGAUCUCAUUUCUACCAUUUACGCAGCUGGUCUACACUUGCAAAAUGAUGGUACCGAGGAUUGCCCAUUUUUCCUUCGCGAAUGGCGGAGACGUUGCUUUACCGGUGCAUUCUACAUGGAUAAAAUGAUUGCCACUUUUGUUGGACGGCCGCCACUGCUGAACGGCCGAUUUUGCACUCUCGCUGCUCCAUUGGAUCUGGCCGACGAGACACUUGUUGCAGGUGAUGAGGCCCUCAGCAAGGCUAUCUCAGAACUAGACAGCGCUGGGUGGAAUAGGCAAGGGCUGCUACACCCAGUAAGUCGAGCUCGUCUACGCUAUCAGCUGGCUGUCAUUCGAGAGGAAACACUUGAGGUUGUGCUUGGGACUCGCGAGCAACACAAUCUGAUCCAGAAGUCUAAGGAGAUCCAAGCAAAAUCGCGUGCCAUUUGGGAAGCAGCUCCAGAUUAUCUUCGAUAUGACCGGCAGUUGAGCAAUUAUCCUCAUGAGCUAUGGCUUACGACGGUCUAUAUCUAUUUGGAUUAUCUUUAUACUUCUUUUUUGCUCUACCGAGCAGUUGUCAAGCACACGGAAACCGGACAAGCAGAUCUUUGUGACGAGUCUCGUCAGUUACUAUCCAUUGUCCUUCAAAUCAAUUCUUUCCGCUCUCCCAUGGUUGAUUUAGGUCGGCACUUCUCUUGGAUAGUCCUUACGUAUGGUGUUCCUUCCGCCAGCGUUCUUCUCCUUGAGCUUCUGCACCAAUCGCAUCAGCCCGGCCCACAUGCUGUUUCUCUCCCUCGUGCUGAGCUGAUCCGCAACGUCAGCGUGUUUAUUUCUGUCCUCUCGUGGGUCGCAGUUCCCGGCCACGGCAACUAUCAUACGUGCAAACAAGCCGAAAAAAAGCUAUCUCGCAUUCUCGAUCAGCUCCUGGAUCCCCAGCCUGUACAGCAGCAUGAGGUGGAUGAUGUCACAACAGGCCUUGACAAUUUCCUCAAUUGGUCCAAUUACAAUUCCAUCUGGGAUUUCAACACGGAUUAUAUGCCAUUAGCCGACGGAUUCGCACCUUGA